Molecule: messenger RNA, 3392 nt
Organism: Thalassophryne amazonica
Lineage: Eukaryota; Metazoa; Chordata; Actinopteri; Batrachoidiformes; Batrachoididae
Gene: snx29
Product: sorting nexin 29
Exons: 21
Coding region: 339-2849 (836 amino acids)
Molecular function (GO): phosphatidylinositol binding
Source: RefSeq, a predicted model, not a curated record
GUUGUCAUGUGACCUGACACUGGACUCCGUUUCCUUUUUCGCAGUGUCACGUCGAACCUUUAUAAUAAAUUAAUAAACCAAUACUUAAUGCCUCCUUAAAACGGUUGACUUCAUGAUUUUUAAUUCGCGUUGCUGUCACUUCUCAGAACAUUUUAUUCUUUUAUCCGCUUUAAUAGAACUCUUAAUGUAGACCGCGAGCCCGGCAGGCCUCUCCGUUCACCCCCCGAUCGUCGGUCCUCACGCCACGUUUGGGUGCGUCCGGCUCGGCUAGCAUGACCCCGCUACCCUGCUGCUAGCCUCGGCUGCUCGCUGGACAGCUGGUUUUCUCGGAUGUCAGGAUGAACGGCAUUCAGCAGAAUGACACCAAGCGGCAGCACCUCCUGGACAGGCUGCUAGACGCCGUCAAACAGUGCCAAAUCCGCUUUGGAGGAAGAAAGGAGAUUGCCACAGACUCAGACAGCAGGGUGAUCUGUUUGUGUGCUCAGUUUGAAGCCGUGCUGCAGCAUGGACUGAGGAGGAGUCGAGGUCUGGCUCUGACCGCCGCCGCUCUCAAGCAAGCUGCAGGUUUCAGUACCAAGGCCGAAGCAGAGUUGACCUUCUGGUUCUACGUGAAGGAGCACCUGAAUCGCCAUGAGCUCCAGCGGUUUUAUGCCUUACGCCACAUCUCGUCUGAGCUGGGUCGGGGUCGUGCUUGGCUGCGCUGCACCCUCAAUGAACACUCGCUGGAACGUUACCUGCACGCACUGCUGGCUGACCACCCUCGACUAAGCACUUACUACGAAGACUGGGCUUUUAUUCUUGAUGAAGAAAGAGCCAGCAUGCUCCCCACCAUGGCUGCAGGUCUGAACUCCAUCCUGUUUGCCAUUAACAUCGACAACAUCGACCUGAACGGGGGGAUGAUGCGAGCAGGAAGCUCAUCUGUGUCGCACCUCCUCAAGGAGUCCACGCAGGGUAUCGGGACCUUGUUGAAGGAGUCGACUCAGGGAGUCAGCAGCCUGCUGCGAGAGAUCAGCACCGCCACGGCCGUGGUGCCGGGCUUCACUCCCAAAGUAGAUGGAGCGUCUGACCCCCUGCCUGUGCUGCCGCGCAGCACCUCUGCCGACUCAGGACUGAGGAAAGAACGGCGUAAGAAAAAGAAGAUCACCAACAUAAUCUCUUUUGACGAUGACCUUGAAGGCGGGGCAGAGGACGAGGAGGAGGGGGAGGAUGACUCUCAGAAGAUGGGCACAAUGAGGAAGAGUCAUACGGCUCCUCCUCAGACCAGCGUGGAAGAAGGUCUUGACCCUUUAGAGCCGGUUUUCUCAGAGUCGCCGGUCCAGAACGGCACGGCUGAGUCCAGCAUUGUCAGCUGGGUGGGGUCCCCCCACCCUUGCCGCAUGCCGCCAGCCGCAGCUAUAACUGGCCUGCCUGACAGUAAGAGCAUAGACAACGAGGAUGAGGACGAUGAGGAAGAGCUGUAUAAACCCAGAGCACAAACUCAGGAAGAGGAGAGGACCAGCUCCGAUCAGAUGGUGGUGGGCAGCCUGUCCAGUGUGUCCACGUGGAGCCCCCUACAGGUGAUGACUGAAAACAGCAGCUCCAACAUCCUCAUCCCCCUGAACCCCGCAGACCCUCAGUCAGCGAGCUCUGUGGAGGACACGGUCACAUUUCCUCCUCAGUGUGACACAACAGAAGCUGUGGGAAACUGUGCAAGCAGCCCGUCGCGCCUGACAUUCAAUGUAGAGUCCAGUCCAACGGCCCAGUCUGCUCCUACGUCUGGUGUGCUGCCUCCAGCCGGUCUGCCGGAGUCCAUGUCUGAGGUGGAGCUCCGGCAGGCCAUCGUCGCCAUGAUGAACAGAAAAGAUGAGCUGGAGGAGCAGAACUCGUCUCUUCGCAGUCUGUUGGACGGGGAGAUGGAACACUCGGCUGGUUUAAGGCAAGAAAGCGAACUGCUGAAAAAGAAGCUGGCAGAGCUGGAGGAGAGACACACGGUGAAGGUUCAGGCUCUGGCCAGGGAGAAUGAGGUCCUGAAGGUCCAGCUGAAGAAGUACGUGGGAGCUGUGCAGAUGCUGAAGAGAGAAGGAAACCAAAGCAGUGACGCUUUGUCAGUGCUGCGGUCGAGUGAAGACCAGACUCCCGUCCCUCAGAAUAAGUUCAUGGGAGACACCGAGGAGCUGGCAGCCAGUUACGAACGCAAACUCAUAGAGGUUGCAGAGAUGCACGGUGAGCUGAUCGAGUUUAAUGAGCGCCUGUACCGCUCGCUCAUGGCCAAAGACCACCUCAUCGUCCAGAUGAGACAAGAACUCAUUGACCUGAGAGGACCGCUUCCAGGAGAUUUAGUCAAACGUCAGAACGACCCGAGUCUCUCAGACUUUGAGACGGCUCAUCGCGCUCUCAUCAAUGUGUGGAUCCCCUCUGUGUUCCUGCAGGGCAGAGCCGCCAACGCCUACCACGUCUACCAGGUGUACAUCCGCAUCCUGGACAAUGAGUGGAAUGUGUACAGGCGUUACACAGAGUUUAGAGCAUUGCACAACCAUCUGAGAAGCCAGUUCCCACAGGUGGACACCUUCAACUUCCCACCCAAGAAAGCCAUUGGGAACAAGGAUGCCAAGUUUGUGGAGGAGAGGAGGAAGCAGCUGCAGGGUUACCUCCGCAUGGUGAUGAACAAAGUGAUCCAGACGCUGCCAGAGUUCAGCACUCGGCCCACCAAAGAGACGCUGCUGUCCUUGCUGCCUUUCUGUCUUGACGCACCACAGACCAGUGGGGGAGGAGCCAAGACGCCCCGGUCCAGAACAUCAUCGCGCUUCACCAGACUGGGUCACAGCUGCACACAGGAAAUCCGAGCUGAGCCCCAGAGUGGUGACCUUUAACCUUUGAGCUUGUCUCAGAUCGGCUGCGGAAGAUGAUGUCGCUCUGGACUGAGACGCCCAGCAGAGGUGAGACUUAUCUGACAGAAUGUGAGGACAGAACGGGCACCUGGAGGACUCCCAAAGCCUCACACGCUAACGCGUCUGCUGAGGACACUGCAGGUGUUUGUUUGUUUGUUUGGCGGACGCUACCAGAUGAGUGGAGGAUAAACAUACUCCCCUGAGGCUGCCUGUCGCCGGACACAAUCACACUGUUCCGUCACUGAGACACAGAAGCAGACUGGUUUUCCGUGUAUCGCGGCGCCUGCAGGGACAAGGAGCUGCUCUCCUGGCGUGGAGGCGGGAUGGAGGAGGUGACGAGGGGGCAGGUUAAAGUAUUGGAGUGUGUGCUAUUUUUCAGCAGCGUUAUUGUGCCAUUAUGUUUUCCAGGACCAGGAUCCGCGCACAGGCGUUCCUCUUUCCUGACUUCUCUGAUGAUGAUGAUGACACAUUUCUCUGUUAGCCAAUCAGCACUUAACAAACGGCGCUGUUCGGUGUCUGCUCUGA